Nelumbo nucifera (sacred lotus) is the source of this 2402-nucleotide messenger RNA. Its product is annotated as senescence-specific cysteine protease SAG39. Gene Ontology annotation, molecular function: cysteine-type peptidase activity. The record is from RefSeq and is a predicted model, not a curated record. NCBI's taxonomy places the organism in Eukaryota, Viridiplantae, Streptophyta, Magnoliopsida, Proteales, Nelumbonaceae. Gene Ontology annotation, biological process: proteolysis.
GAUAUAUUAAGCAUCGAUUCGGCAGACAAUGAAUAUGAAAGAGAGAUUAGCCCAUUAGAAAUCUUCCUGAACGUAGAAAGAGGUCAAAGAACAGAUAAACAGACCAACAGAGUUUCAGGGAUUUAAGAUCUCUAGAAAAUCAGAAUGGGUAAUAAUCUAGGGAGAAAAGUGGAAUUCCACUCAUGUGGAUAGAUGUAGGGAUCUUCAGAGUCCAAGUGUAGAAGCUCUGGAUGGGUAUGCUGUCCUCCUUCGCCUAACACCGUUAGAUUACAACUCCUAAUCUAUACGAUUGAUGGGAUGUGCUGAGACCCCACAGCUAGAACCGUAGAUCGUAUGACCAAAGAUAAAAAAAGAUCCCAAUACAACGGUUUUCAUGCAUGACCCUUCGAUGUUCAAGCCAAGUUUGAAACCUGGAAAUCCUACAUUUAGGAUUCCGUUCUGUUCAAAGCCGAAUCCGGUUCUGCUGCCGAGGAUUCAGAAGUAAAAGUUGCUGCUACAAAACAGAAGCAUCAACCCAGAUUCUGUUUACAACCAAAUGCCCACUCCUUUCCCGCUACUCCACCACUCUGAUGAGCAGAUAAACAAGUCUCCCUCCUACCUAUAAAAGCUUAACUUACCGAGGGCUUCAAGUGUGCUUAGCCACUAUUUUCACUUCUCCAUAACAUUACACUGCUGUGCUCUCAGAAAUUAAACAAACAAUCAUGGCUUCAGCUUGCCAAUGUCGAUCUCUCUGUGUGACUUUAUUCAUCCUUAGUGUUUGGGCUCCUCAAGCGACCUCCCGCCGGCUGCAAGAGACAUCCAUCGCCAAGAAGUAUGAAGAAUGGGUGAAUAACCAUGGUCGCGUAUACAACAAUGUUGCUGAGAAGGAGAAGCGUUUCAAGAUAUUCCGGGAUAAUCUCAACUUCAUUGAAUCGUUCAACAGCAUCAGAAACCAGUCCUACAAGUUAAAUCUCAACAAAUUUGCAGACUUAACUAACGAAGAAUUCACAUCCACUAGCAAAGGGUACAAGCCAUCCUCCAAAUCAAGGCCGUUAGCUGCAAGAUCGUUCACGCAUGAAAACCUGACUGACUUGCCAUCCAGUGUGGACUGGAGAGAGAUGGGAGCAGUGACUCCUGUUAAGGACCAACAAAACUGUGGAAGUUGUUGGGCUUUCUCGGCAGUGGCAGCAGUGGAAGGGAUUACUAAGAUCAAAACAGGUAAUCUGAUCUCAUUAUCGGAGCAACAACUAGUGGACUGUGACUCUGAAUAUGAUGACUAUGAUAACCAUGGAUGCGACGGUGGUUUCAUGGAAGAUGCCUUUGAAUACAUCAUAGCGAAUGAAGGCAUCACGACUGAAGCCAACUACCCUUACUUGGGGCAUGACGAAUAUUGUGAGAUGACAAAGGAAGCAAACCAUGUAGCCAGAAUCAAUGGUUAUGGACUAGUAGAAUUCAAUGAUGAGAAUGCACUAAUGAAAGCUGUUGCCCAGCAACCAGUUUCGGCUGUCGUGGAGGCCAGUGGGAAGGCCUUCCAGUUCUACUCUAGCGGCAUCUUCACUGGGCAGUGUGGCAGUAACACAGAUCAUGCUAUUACUGUAGUUGGUUAUGGUAUAUGUAAGGAUGGGAUGAAGUAUUGGAUUGUCAAGAACUCAUGGGGCUCAGGAUGGGGAGAGGAUGGAUACAUGAGAAUGCAGCGAGAUGUGCCUUACCAAGGUGGACUUUGUGGUAUUGCCACAGAUGCCUCCUAUCCAACUGCAUAAAACAUCUAGAAAGUCAGUCAUCCUUUUUAGUUUUUUUUUUUCCUUUUUUUUUUUGGUAAGUAAACCAGCUUUGUUACUAUUAUUAGUUUUGCUACUUUGUACAGAUUUGUUAGUUAUUGGAUAAUGGAAAUGCAUGGCAGUUAAUUCUCUGGUUGAAAUUCUGCUCUAAAGAAUACUGUUUGAAGAAUGACUUUUGAGUCAAAAAUGACUUUAUUUUAGCUCCAAAGAAUCAACUCUUAGAAUAAGUUUUGAGCCCCAAAAAAGAAUUAAUUGGAGCCAUUUUUAUACAUCCAAAGCUUAAAAACGACUCUUAAAAUUACAAGAAUCAUCAGAGUUGAUCCUCUGAAAGCAUGCCAGAUGCAAUCCCUUCUUAAUAUUAGUUUUCUAGUUUUACUGUAUAAGGUGUCAUAUGUAUGUGGUGAUGAUAUAUCAACAACCCAGCAACAAAAACUCAAUGGACACAUUCCACGAUCACCUGUUGUUGAUUGUUUAUCAGCAACAGAAGCCUGUAACUUUCCACACCUGUAGACUUUCCAGCUUUCGAAGGAUGACAAGUAAUAAGCCUGAGUAUGGUUAUUUCUUAUUAGAGCUUUUAGAAAGACUGGUAGUUUCCAAUUGAUUCAGGAAUAAAGAAUAACCUGAAAAUGCUUGCCCAAAUGAAGC